UGGUGUGGUUCCUGGCUGGCAGGAUGGAUAGCUCAUCUAGUAGUCCUUUCUGUGGUGGUCAUUGGGAUAAAGGUGAUGAAUCACCUCCUCCAUCAUAUGUUCGACACCACCGAUUGCCUCAAGGAAGAACUGACACCUGCAACGCCUACAACUGCCAACGAUAUCCCAACUCCCGUCGAGUCACUUAACCCCUGCCAGCACAUAAGAAGCCGAUCAUUCGAAGAAAUAGAGAUGCAGGUAGUAAACAGUGGAGGCGGCGAGAGUGAAACUCCUCCUGUUGGUUGCAGCUCACGCAACUCUAUUAUGGAAGCUCAUCCCACCCACUCCGCCCAACCUCCCUCAACCAUAGAUCUGAAGGCUGAUGUGCAUCACAAGGAUAGCUCAGGAAGUGAAGAAGGUGCCAAAUGUGAAGCAGCUGCAAUUGCCAUGGUGAACAGUGAUGCCCCAGAAAUGACACUUCGUGAAAAGAGACCUAAAGAAGGUGUGGGAGGUGGAACAUCUAGUAGUAGCCGUGGCUUGUGUGUCUCUGAGGGAACAUUGGGUAGUGUCUCAGAAAUCACUGAAGUUCGAGGUAAUGCUUCCGCUACUGCAAAACAUUCACAGUCCUUAGGGUGGUGUGGUGAGGAAAGUAUGGGUGCCAAUUCAAGCAGUAGUACUAGUGGUCAUAAUAGUGGAGGGCCACAUAAACGAUUACGAAGGAAUGCCGUGUCAGCUGGUGCCAUCACCACAUCCACUCUGUGUGAUUCUCACUCAGUAGACAUUGUUUACCCCAAAAGUGCCAAAGUAGAGAAAUGUGGCACUGUGCACUUUCGGCCUGGUGUUCAUCAUGGGAGCACAUCUUUAGGGCUUGAAAGUGGAUCAGGAUUGGCUGCAGCGUCGUCUAACACUCCUACACCUUCAUCUCUUCCAUCAGCCGUAGAACCACCUUCUCAUCCUGUUAGUUUAGAGGUAAUUAUUGGUGAUGAAACAAAUCGUAGUCAUCACCACAGUCAUCGCCAUCACAGUCGACAUCAUCAUCAAACUCAUCAUCGUUAUCAUCCACACCAUCAUAAUAGGAAACUAUCAUUGGUGCAGCCAGGGGGAACAGAAGUAAGCAACAUCUCUGUCAUCGAAGAGCGCAGCAAUAGUUGUGAUACUAACAGUGGUAGCUGUUGUAGUGUAAAUAGUGAGGGUGAAACAGAUGAAGAGGGCCCAAAUAAAGGUUCACAUUCCCCGCUUCUCACACGUCACCAAAGCUUGGAAGGAAAAAAUUCUGGGGGUCGCAGAGCUCACUCCGGCAACGCUAGGCUGGCACCCACGCCUCGUAACUCGGGUCGUGCGUACCAGCCUCUUGUGUUUCGAAGCAGUUCUGCGAUUUCUAAGUUUCGUGAAAAGACAAAAACUGAUGGUGAUAAAGUGUGCACACUUACAUUUGAAAAUAUCUAUGCUGAUGAUGAUAGUUCAGAUACGUUAAGUGUAGUGAAAAUGUCAAGCAGUUCUGAUGAGACGCUAAGCAGUAUAGCAGAUCAGCUAAGUCUUCAUCGGCAAUCCUUAAGUAAUCUUGACUGUGAUAAUAACUCUAAGUGUACUGGUAAUGGAAACUGUGAUGAAACGGAGUCUGAAAAUGGCAGACAGGAUGGGGGUGCUGAGAGCUACCAUGGCAGGAGCAGAGAGGAUGAGGUUGCAGAUUUUUCCACAAAUCCCCAGGCCACUGAAACUGCAUCCAUUCCUCAACACACUGGAGAUGAACCUUUAGUAGUCAGUGAAGGGAGUAGAACCCACAAUAGUUUAAGAAAUUCACAUGAAUUAUUAGUGAGUGACAAUGUAGGGAGUAGAUCAUCUAGUCCAGGUAUAGAUUGGCUCUUUUCUCAUAGUGAUUCAGACUCAGAAUUUGCAGAUGUUGCUCGUGAGCCCAGUGAACAGAGGAGACAUUCGUCACAAAGAAGUGAGGAAGAUACUUGGAAUAUGAUUCGUUCCUCACCUGAAAGCCCUGUUGAACUUUGUGCUUCUGCAACUCAGUCGGGAUCAACCAACCAUGGAGCUAUCCCUAAGAAGCGUAGACAGGGUGUAGUCGUGGAAGAUGUUGAAGAGUCCAGCAAUGGAACUGGAAAUGAAAGGCCAAAUAAUGAACCUUUGAUCACUGUGGAGGAUCUAGUGAGAAGAAUAUUAGAGUUACUAAACAGCUCUCUUCUUGAUCCUCAGCCUUUCCAGCAUGACAUUCAGAAGUUAGUGGUACUUAAGGAGAGAUUAGAACAAGAAGGUGCCAUUGUUGAUGGAUUACAGAGCAACCAGUCCUCAUUGCCUAGUACUUCAUUAUCAGAUAACUUGAUGCAAACAAAUGAACCACCAAAGAAACCAGAGCCACAACUGUAUCGCAAACCUGCAGUAAGGCGCCGGAGGCACAAUGCUGGAACCACUGCUCUACCAUCUAGUAAACCUAGUGACCCAUCUGACUUAUCUUCCUUGCUGACUACCUCUACUUCUCUUGCUACUACACCAUCUCCACCAUUUCAGGAAGCUCACAGAAAUCAUAAUUCUCAGAGGACUUCUCCAUAUCCACCUAUGUCAGUAGAUAGAGAGAGUGAUGAAGAGAUUGACCCAAAUAAAUUGACUGUUGAGAAGAGGCUGAAUGGCGGAGGAACCUCACCAUUUUCUGGUGAAACCUCAUUGGGAGAAGGGGGACCACCUUUUGCAUUGUCAUCCUUGUCUUCCCUGGGCACUCACCUUGCAUCUUCACAUGAGGAUACUAGCGAUGGUGCUGUGCACUGUUUUCAAGAUGAAAAAGGAAAUUGGUUUACUUAUGCCUUUAAUGACAAGGGUGUUAGCACAGCAACUAGUUUAGUUCCAGUUAGUGAUCAUAAAGCUCUUACAAAGCUUUUGCGACGUACCGGUAGUAAUCUUCAAGGUCCUAGCCAGGGUGGUGGAAAUUGUAAUACUCCUGGUGGUCUUACUCGAGGUGAUGUGUCUCUUAGUAGUUCCUCAAUGUCUAUAUGCUCUGGUGGCACAGUUAUUCUAGACAACCAUAUUGUCCCAGCUAAUCUUCCUCCAGCCUGGCGGGAUAUUUGUAAAGCAACUCCUCCAGCCCUGUCAUCACCAAUAUCUGAUCCUGCCUGUAAUUCAACAGUGGUUCCUGUUACUUCAACUGUUCGCUUAAGGGGAUAUUCUUUGCCGGUAUCCACUGGUGUGACAAAUAUACGAGACCAGGAGAGAGGCAACCAAGAAGGGUCUAGUGAUCCUGAGCCUAUUCCCAGAGUGACUGUGGGGUCAAUAGAAGGAGUGAGAAAUACAGGCAUUCCUUUACUAGCAACAGAAACACGUCACCUUCAGUUGUUGAGCAUAGGGACCAUAGGGGCCACUCAUAGUCCCUUUCAGCUACUCACAAAUGCUUUGUUUGAGCGUCGACGCUCUAGCAACCGUCCUGGUACCGCUGCUGGUUCCGUCAUCACCUCCGAGGCCUUUGAGAACGUUAGUUUGCCUCAUGGACUUGAUACAGAUAUUGAUAUGGGACUAUCUGCCAACAAACUCAAAUUUCCUGUUACAUCUCCUCAAACAUUGCAAUAUUAUAAAUUCAAAUUGUGUGGAAACAAAUCAGUGAAAGUGAAAUUUGACAGACUUUUCCUCCUAGCACUUUUGGACAGAAACAUUACAGUUGUAGAAAAUUUUAUUUGUAUAUUUUUAGCAAUUUUAGUGAGCAUCCUAGGGUGUAUUAUACUUUAUGAAGAUUUCUAUCAAGAAUUAAAUGUGUUGAUAUUUUGUAUAGUAAUGGCAAGCUGUCAGUAUUCUUUAUUUAAGAGUGUUCAACCAGAUGCAGCAUCUCCCACCCACGGAUACAAUCGCAUUGUGCUGUACAGCAGACCAGUUUAUUUUAUCCUCUGCUGUAGUAUUGUUCUUCUCAUUCAGAGUUACCUACAAAGUGAAAAUAAGUGGCCCUCAUUUGUCAUCUGUGGUGUAGAUUUCACAGAUCGCGUAAUGUUACGGCAUUUGCGAGAUUUCUUCUUGUUAUUCAUAUUGUUCUUCCCUUUAAUCUUUAGCUUGGGUCUUCUUCCCCAAGUAAACACCUUCCUCAUGUACCUUCUAGAACAGACAGAUAUUCAUGUUUUUGGUGGAAACGCUACCACGAGCCUUACUUCUGCGCUGUACUGCAUAGGACGCUCUGUGCUCACAGUGAGUUUUCUCUUUGGGUUUGCAUAUGGGGGUUUGUAUGAAACUGCAGCCCAGACCCAGCAUAUUCUUUAUUCCAUAUUUUGUGGUUUGAUUGUUGCCUUCAGCUACCACCUGAGCCGCUCAGCAUCAGAUCCCACUACUCUUUGGCGUCUUAUACAACAACAUAUGUGGCCAGAGGAACUAAGGAGAGAACCAGGUACAAACAAUCCACAACCUCCAAAGGAAGCAGAUGAACUUACUGACCCCUUGCCCGAAAAAUUACGAAACACCGUACAUGCUAGGCUUGUUCAUGAUGCCAUUGUCUGUACUGUUAUGGCUGUGGUAGUUUUUGCUGUUCACUCAAGCACAGUGUUCACUGUUCUCUUGGAUGGGGAAGAUCCUGACCUUUUGAAAUCUCUGUGGAUAUUUGCGACUUUAUUUGGAUUUAUAAAUCACUAUGUGGUGCCACAGUUGAGAAAACAGUUGCCUUGGCUAUGUGUGGCUCAUCCAGUGUGUAGAACUCAUGAAUACAGCCAGUUUGAAGUGUAUGAUGCUGCCAAAAUUAUGUGGUUUGAAAAAGUUUAUGUGUAUAUGUGUAUAUUAGAAAAGAAUGUUGUAUAUCCUGUACUUUUUCUGUGUGCCUUAACCAAAGAUGCGCCAAAAUUGACAAAAAAGUUUGGCCUUAGUGCUGGAACGUUGAUAACUGUUAUUUGUGGCAUCAAAUGUUUGCGAAGUGUAUACUCCCAGCCACAGUCUCAAUACCUCAUUCUGGCAUUUGCCAAGCUUUUCUUUAGUUGGGAUUUUAAAGAUAAAACUGAAACGUUUUUGGUUGAUUACUUUGUCAUGGGAAUAAUUUUUUCACGUGUGUAUGAGUUUUUAUUAAAGUUACAAUUCAUAGUGACCUAUAUAGCUCCAUGGCAGAUCACCUGGGGAUCUGCCUUUCAUGCAUUUGCCCAGCCAUUUAGUGUCCCUCAUUCAGCCAUGUUAUUUGUACAAGCUGCUGUUUCAGCAGUGCUCUCUACUCCUCUCAAUCCAAUACUAGGCUCAGCUAUUUUCAUCACCUCCUACAUCCGCCCAAUAAAGUUUUGGGAGCGUGACUACAACACUAAAAGAGUUGAUCAUUCCAACACAAGAUUGUCAUCACACUUGGAACGUAAUCCAGGUUCUGAUGACAACAACCUCAACUCCAUAUUUUAUGAGCACUUGACUCGUAGUUUGCAGCAUUCACUCUGUGGUGAUUUACAAAUGGGACGUUGGGGAGGAGCCAGCCAGGGUGACUGUUUUGUUUUAGCUUCUGAUUAUUUGAAUUGUCUUGUUCAUAUUAUUGAAUUGGGCAAUGGUCUUGUCACAUUCCAAAUGAGAGGGUUAGAAUUUCGUGGAACCUAUUGUCAGCAGCGAGAAGUUGAGGCCAUAUCUGAAGGUGUAGAAGAAGAUGUUGGUUGCUGCUGUUGUGAACCAGGUCACUUACCCCAUUUGUUGAGUGCCAAUGCGGCUUUCAACCAGCGCUGGCUGGCCUGGGAAGUGACUGCUACGAAGUAUGUUUUAGAGGGCUAUUCCAUAUCUGACAACUCUGCUGCCUCAAUGCUACAGAUUUUUGAACUCCGCAAGAUUCUCAUUACCUACUAUGUUAAGAGCAUAAUUUUUUACGUUGUGCGGUCAAGCAAACUGAAAGAAUGGUUGUUCAAUUCCGAGAUCAAUGCUGCCUUGUCCCAUAUUCGUGAAAAAAAGUUUGUUGAUCUUGAUCCAAUUUUCAACCUGAACAUAGAUGAAGAUUAUGAUUUCAAAGAGUCAGGGAUAACUCGAACAAGCUUCUGCAAUAUUUACCAUGACUGGAUUGUGUAUUGCAUGACAAGGAGAGAGCCAUCAAGUGGUGAACAAGAGACAAUAGAUAGUGGAAGGGAGUCACAUCUGAUCUCCCUCUGCCUUGCACUUAGUCUUCUUGGAAGAAGAGCUCUAGGUGCUGCCUCUCAUAAUGCCAUGUCCAGUGUUGAUUACUUUCUUCAUGGUUUACAUGCCCUUUUUAAAGGAGACUUUCGUAUUACCUCCAUGAGGGAUGAAUGGGUGUUUACAGAUAUGGAGCUCCUUAAAAGGGUUGUUGCACCAGGGGUCCGCAUGAGUCUCAAGUUGCAUCAGGAUCAUUUCAUGUUCCCUGAUGAAUAUGACAACCAUGAAUCCUUGUACAAUGCAAUAUUAGAACAUGAGGCUCAAUUAGUUAUCUCCCACGAAGGGGAUCCCACUUGGCGUAAUGCUGUCCUUUCUGGCAAGCCAUCUCUGCUGGCCCUUAGGCAUGUGAUGGAUGAAGGUGCUGAUGAAUAUAAGAUAAUAAUGCUCAACAAGCGACACUUAUCUUUCCGUGUCAUCAAGGUGAAUCGGGAGUGUGUUCGUGGCCUGUGGGCAGGACAGCAGCAAGAAUUAGUGUACCUGCGUAACCGGAACCCUGAAAGAGGCUCUAUACAGAAUGCUAAGCAAGCUCUUCGUAAUAUUAUAAAUUCAUCCUGUGAUCAACCCAUUGGCUAUCCUAUUUAUGUUUCACCAUUAACUACAUCUUACAUAGAUACCAAUGAACAGAUGAAGAGCGUUGCUGGUGGGCCCAUCAGUCUAACUCUCAUUAAGGAUACAGUCAUUGGCAUAUGGAAAAGAGUGCAGCAGCGGUGUGGUGAAGGAUGCUCUAGUGGCAGUUCAGGGCUUAAUGAUGAAUGUGGCAGAGUUACUGAACCUCACCAUGGAAACAUUCCACUUCAUCAAGUUCUGACAACUGUUCCUGUAAGUUUGGGGUCUGGAAGUAGUCAAGAUGGCUCUCAAGUAGGUGGUCUCAGCUUGGUAACAGCAGCAGGUAGUCUUGGUCAGGGAAGCCUUGGGCGAGGUGGUUCAUUGUCACGAGGAUCCUUACAUGCCAACAGAGGCUCUAUUGUAUCAACAGUUUCUUCAUUGGUUGGUCCUGGAAAUAAACAGUCUACCUCAACUUUGGCUAGUUUAGCAGGUCUGCUCUCAGACACAACAGCUGGCUUGUCACGGUUAGAUCCCCGGGACAGAGAUGGACUUAGUGAGGGUUCAGCCAGUAGUAAAGAUCGUGAGUGGAGUGGAAGAGAUGUGUCUCUCCAGAGUGGAAGAGAUGCCGGCUCAAUUCAUAGUGGACGAGAAGGCUCUCUUCAUAGUGGUCGAGAAGGUUCCUUGCAUAGUGGUAGAGAAGUGUCCCUCCACAGUGGUCGUGAUGUAUCCUUAGUAGGUGGGGAGAAGCGCUUGCGAGGUGGAAUGUCUGCAAGUAGCCGAAGUACCCCAACAUCAUCAUUGUCAACCCCUGCAAGAGACAUUCCACCCAUCCCAAUCGUUACCAGUCAAGCAAAAGAGCCUCAUCUUCGUGAAUCAGGAUGGGAUGCCACAAGUCUCCGUGAUGAUAGCUCAACCCUACAUGAGGAGAGGGAAGAAAAAUUUACAACUCCACCACCUGAUAAACAUGUACAAAGAGUGAGGAUAAUUGAUGCAAACCAAGUGUAUGACACAUUAAACCUGGGAAGGCGCAUUGAUGUUGUAUGGCCCGAUGAAGAGAUGAAAAAAAGAGGAGGAAGGAGCUACUGGGGCCACUGGGUUCCUGUAGAGGGAAUGGAGGGGCCAAUAGUGCACACCUGGACUCCUCAUCACCCUGAUCCUCGGCUUCGAUCCCAUGUAGGCCGUGUAAUUUUCCUUGUCCAGAUUGAGGAUAAGUAUGUUCCUGUGGCACAAAGUGCAGUACAACACCUUGGGGCUGAAGUUUAGUCAGUAGAAUUUCAAAACUACCUAUUACAUAUUAUGCAGGUUUCUUUGUGCUCACGUACACAGUUUGUACUGUAUCUUUGAACAGUAUACUAUAGUGUACUAUAUGAGUAUAUAUGGUAUGUACAGUAUAUAUAUAUUACUGUAUACUGUACAUAUAAUUUUUGAACACACACACACGUACAUAUAGUACUGUACUUAUUGGUGAAUGACUAUUUAUUGAUCAUGCGUUGUGGUUGCUAGUGCAUAAGAUAUGGGUUAUCCUAAUGAACACAAUCCUAUUAUCAUAUUUUAAAAUACUUUAUUUUUAAUAUUUUGAUUAGUUUUGUCAAGUCAUGAUUGCAUCAGUAGUAUGCUUUCAGAAAUAAAUUCCAUAUGAUCUACAGAGAUGAUACCAUAAUUAUUUUAUUGACUUUAAAAGGAAAUAACCAAUGAAAUCAGUUUUUGCUCUGAAGAGGUGUGACAAAUUGGUUGUAUUCCGGUUAUUGGUAAUGUAUUAAUCUUUUCUUAAAGGGAUUUCUCAGUGGUGCAUUUUAGUCUUUUAUCAUUUGGAGAAUCUUUUGAAACAACAGGAUGUAUAUGUUACCUACAUUUGAAUUUGCAGACAGAGACUUGGAUCAGUAAUUAUGUUUACUAAAGUUAGAUUUUAAAACUGAAGAUUUGCGUGUAGCCUGAGAUUGGCAGAUACUUUAUUUUAAGAACAAAAUUCAUACUUUACUAUGCUGAAUGUUUGCAUUCUAAAAUUAAGUACUAUAAUGAGAAAUUGGGGCAGUCAUCUGUAGUUAAAUGGAUGAGAAUUGUGUUUGAUAGUGUGCCUGCAACAUUGCUCUGCUUAAAUAUAUAGAAAAAAAAAUUUCAUUUGAAUUCAAACCUUCAGUACUAGAAGGGUGUCCUGCUGACUUUUAGGAAACUUUGUAAGGAAGUACUGUAACUGGUAUUGUUAACAAACGGAAGGCCCAGAACACAACAAAAUUUUAAGUAGUUUUUCAACAGUAAAUUUUAAAGCCCAAUGUGUAAAUUCCUCAGAAAACAAGUCUUGAAAAUGCAAUGGGCUAUAUUUAUAUGAAGCAGUUGGAAACUUUUAAGACCUUACUUCACUAAACAUGAAAAGAUUACUGAAAGGUAGGAAGUUCACCAUUAUGAUUUAUUUAGCACACUACUGAUUAUCUUUAAGGAAGAUUGGUGCUGGGGGAGUUUCAUCACGUUCAUCUCAUACUUUCCAUAGAUGGUUUUGAGGAGGAGUCAUUCACAUUUUUCUCAUUGAGAUAUCAGUAAUUCCUUGUAAUAAUAAUGAUCCAUUUUUUAUUGAUUUAAAUAUUGCUAUUUCCCAUUUAGAAAUAAAAUUAAAUGGUUUAGAAUACAGUAUCAUGAAUGAUACAAGGGUUAAUGUACAUUUGGGUCUAAACCGCAGAUUCUUCAUUAGUUCUGUUUUUUUUCUGUAUUGUCACUGGUUGACUUCAGGUUAAGAAAUUUAUAACUUUUCUAUAAAUAGUUUUAUUUUUUGUUUGUUGUAGUGCAUUCAUUCUACAGUUUCAUCAAUAGGCUAUAGGGCAUUUAUAGUACUUGUACUAUUUUUUUUUUUUUUCAUCUUCAAAGUUUUAUCUUCACUUGAUCACUCAUUUCAUGCCAUUUCAUUUUUCAUGUUAAUAGUUUAUGCUUUUCUUACCUGUGCAUCCUGGUUGUAGAACAGUGUUCUUGAUGAAGGCUUACUAACAUUCCCUAUGUAAAAAUGUAUAGUUAUUAUUCAAUAUUAUUUGGAAGUUCCUAGGUUUUGGAUUUAUGACAAAAGUAUUUCAUGCAAUAGCUAAGAUAUAGAUAGAUCAUUUACAACAUUGUGUAACUAGACAAAAUAAGAUAUUAAUUUGUGUACUGCUAUAUUAAAUUAUUUAUAUGAUUGAAGGCAACAAAGGUAAAUGAAAAAGGAUUGUUGUCUUAAAUAAUGGUUGUCUUCAAUUUUACCUGUAGGUUUGUCCUUCUAAGUCUCUCAGCUUCAACUUUUCAUCUGUUCAUCACAUUUUUAUUUAACUGUUUGAGUCUGAAUUAUGGAUGAUGUGAAAUGAAAAUAAAAAGACUCAUAAAGAUUUUAUGUAUAAAUGGGUAUGAAAUUUGCAUUUUUAAUGCUGCUAACCAGUAUAGGAGCAAAUUGUAAACUAGCUGUAUAGACCACAAAAUAAACAUUUUUAUUUAUUUUUUGAGACUGACAGGGUGGAGAUGAAAAUGCAUUUCUAAAAACAAUAUGCUCUAAGGUAAUUUUUAAAUGUGUGUGUGAUUCUUAGUAUGUCUACCAUGGAAGUAAAUUUUUGUUGUCCCUGCAUAAUGAUAGCAAUGCUGAAUUUGGUAUGUUAAAUUAUUGUAUAAUGUUAAUUUAUAUUUUUUAAUGUUACAAAGAAAAUACGUGUGUAAAUGCAAUGGGCUUAUUUACAUAAAGCAGUGGUGAAUUGUAACCAUUGAACUGUAGUAUGGAGUUGAAGGCUUUAAAAAGCAUUGACCAGUGAGAUGGACAAUGACCAGUCAAAAGCAAGAAGAAGAAUGAGAGAGAAAGGAAGGUAGGGCUGAACAGUAAAGAGCUAUUAACCAGCCUCCUGAAUGAAGGAAAAUUAUUAGAACUUUUAUAAAAUAUUAAGUUUGAGUGUGCUAAAAGCAUAGAAGGUCGUUGGGGUUGUUGUUAAAUUAAAUUAAAAAGGCAAAUAUAAAUGGAGAUGAGGCAAGUGGAAAAUUGAGAAUAUUGUUUAAUGAUAGUAAAUUUUGAUGGAUGCUAAGCUAAUUGAUAUGAAAAGAGGUUUUAAAAUUUGACUAUGUUUUUGGUUAACACCCAUAGGAAGUAAUAGGAAUCUGAUGAUCUUAUGAGUUAUGAUUUUGAUGAGUUGUAUGCAAAUGUGUAACAGGCAUUACUACCUAAUUCAUUCAACUUUAUUUUGUCAAGUGGAAUGGGGAGAAUUGUGCUUGUUGAUGAUAGUAACGAAGAUGUUUGUAAGCAGUGAAGUAUUCGAAUAGAAGACCAGUAAGGGAAAGUUAAAAUCUGCAUUUUCGACUUAAAUAUUACCAUCUCCAAUUCAAGCCUUAUAGUUCCAUUUCUUCUGUUAUUUAUAUUGUAGAACUCCUCUUGAUAUUUGACAGUGAAUAUCAUGGCCACAUUUGAGUAUUUAUGAGAACAUACUUGAGGAACUGUAUUAAAAAUUUAAAUGUGUUUGUGAUCUGUCAGUCAUAUUUGUAAGUCUGUUUUAGUUAAGUAAGAUUGAGUUGCUGUGUAUAUGACUAAAUCAGUUAUCAGUGUCAGGUUUUUUAUUAAGCCUAGCAAAACAUUAUGAUGGCGGUUUCUUCAAGAACUGAUAGUACUAAAGAAAUCUUUAAUUCAGUACUUUGUUUCUGUCUUUUAAGGGGUUUAGGCUUCUUUGUUUAUGAUGAACAGCAUUGGUUGACAGUUCAUAAUGCAAAUCCUUAGCUAGCUAUCAGAUAUAUCUGUAGUGCAGUUUUCACUUUUGAAUGUGUUACUGCUAAUUUUAACAAAAAAAGGGUUUAUUAUUGCCUGUGCUUUGAAUGUGUAUAAUUCAUGAACUGUUACUUCAUUAGUGAAAUGUCAUAAUAGAUUCCAGAACAUGGUUAAGCUUCUUACAAUAUACAUUCUUGGAAAAUUUUUCUUAAAUCUCUUUAUAUCUUGACCCUCUUUUCCCCAGCCCAUAGUUUUACCUUGGCAGUUAUGUAUAUAUGCUUGCUACUCAUAAUAUGGCUUUUGUGCAAAACAUGCAAAGUUCCAUCUUUUCCUGCCAAUAUUUUAUCUGUCCGGUUUUACAUGCUCUUAAAGCUAUUUGUACACAAUGCAGUUUAGUAAAUUCUAUUAUCCAUCAUACAAUCAUGUCAUUAUUCCAAUCAGUUAUGUAAUGAAAAAUAGAAUAUAUCUACAUAUUUAUCUUCAAUUUUCUCAUGUGAUGUAAUUCUUGAAUACAGGUCAUUAACAUUUAUAGAAAAAAUUGUGGUUGAUCAAAUUUCAGCUCACAGUGUAUGGGAAGUAUUGUACUGUGUUCAUCUCUUGAAAAUGCAUUAUUGCCACCUGUACCUUUUCAGUUUACCCAGGCAAUUUUUUUAUUUGUUGAAGUGAAACAGAUUCCUUUUCAAUCUUUUUGCAAUGUGAAUUCUUUUAGGGGAACCACUUGAAAGUUGUUGCGUACUUUCUUAUGUGUUUGAAUCACUUAAAAAUUUCUGGUUCUGUGUCUAAUGAUCCCAAAACUUGUAUGUAUUAACAUGUAAUGUUAUUUAUUUACUUAUACAUUUUACAGAAAUUUAGUUGAAGUGCUUGCUUUUUCUUUUGUUUGAACAGAUUUAUGCAGUUCCCCAUCAGUUCAUACAUUUUACAGAAAUUUAGUUGAAGUCCUUGCUUUUUCUCUGUUGUUUGAACAGAUUUAUGCAGUUCCCCGUCAGUUCAGAUUUUUUUUUCAUUACUGCACAGCACAUAUUACAACUUGUUAAUUAUGUAUUUUUUGCACUUAAAGUUAUUUGUUAUAUAUUUAGAAAAAAAUUACUUGACUUGAGAACAGUUUCAUUCAUUCAGCAUAUAAUUUUUUGAAUCAGAACAGUUAUCACUCAAUUUACAGUUACUCUGAAACAUUUAUUUUUUUAAUGGAUUGCUUAUCAUUGAUCACUUUCAUAGAAGCUUUAUAGUGCAAAAGCACUAUUAAGCAGAAUUGGAAGUAUGCUGUGUAGUUUUGAAAUCAAAUGAAGUAGGUGUCACAUUGGAAGGAUAUAUGCCAUGCUUGGUACCUGAGUAUGGUGAUUAGGUUGAAAGAUAAACUAGUUUGCAUCAGCUUAUCCCUAGGAUGGUUUAGUUGUACAAUAAAAUGAGUUAUGUUCACACUUAUCUAAUGUGUGGAGUUUCUUCCUCAAGUUAUAAUAUAUCCCAUUGGCCCCUCUCAUAGUUUUAUGUUUUUUCAAAGCACAACAAUAAACUAUCCCAUUGGCCUCUUAUUUUUAAGUUUUUUCAAAGCACAACAAUAAACUAAUACGACCAGUAGUGUAAGGAAAAUUUGUUACUGAAAAUGAAACUUUGUUGAUGUUGCACAUUAGUGCAAAGCAUUAAUUGCUAUCAUUUGGGAUCCUUCUUGUUGUGCUGUAGUUAAUUCUGUGUUGCUCAAUCUUUUUCAGGCAGGUUACAUCCUGUAUGCAUUAAGAUAAUUUUCAUUGAUAAUGAAAUAUUGUACGAGGCACAUAGUGAUUUCAGUAUUAGAGACUUCUACUGCGAUUUAAUCUUUUUCCACUAUGUGUAUUCUAAAGCCUUCUCCAUUAGCUCUCUAUAGGCAUCCUUAUUACCUUAUGCUUAGCCUUGCUUAGCAAUAAAACAAAUAAAUGCGAGAAUGCCAAAAUUUCAGUCAGCACCUAAUGUUCUAUGAUUUACCACUUUCAUUUUACUGUCAUUAAAUAUAUAUUUACUUGGAAAUACUUUUACAAAUCUACUUCUUCCUUCUUAGACCUUCAUAGUGCUGUAAAUAGCCAUUCCACCAUUCAUUGCUUAUUUUCUAAAGUCAGUUUUUUCCCCCCAAUGCCAUUUCUUGGAGUUUCAUGUGUGUGUUUUUUCAGGCUCUACCAUCUUUGGUAUUGGAAAAUGGUUUACUUAAAACACUAAAUCAAAUAUCCAAAUUCCUGUAUGAUUGUCCAGAGGGUUGAAAGGAGAUUGGCAAUUGUAGUACAGUACUUAAAAAUGUUAAAACUGAACUUUCCAUGGCUAAAAGAUAUAAUGAUGAUCACAUUCACUCAAGUGUGACAGGCUUUAUUGUAGUUGGGUAAAUGUCAUUGUAUUGAGUAAUUUUUAGCUAAAAGUGAAUGUACCUGAUGAAAUGAAUGAUGAUAAUACAGGUGAUCUGAUGAGCCAUAGAGGUCUGCACGUUUUAUGUGCAAAUGCAGAAAAUAUUGAAUAUUUCAUAUAAAGGAAAGCCAAAGCAUUGUUCUUGCAAUCCUAUGGUCUAAAUGUUAUGUGCAACUCAGCAACGUCCAGUUUUUUUCAAUUUUAAUGAAACUUAAAGCAGUACCUAUUGUUGUCUCAAUCAUGUUUUAAAAUAUUUGAUUCUCAUUUUGAUUUGGAUGAAGUACUUGUGUUAAGUGUUUCUGCUUUUAUUUGAUUAAACUCAACAGCUUGUACAAGUCCCAAGCACUUUAUACCCAGUUAUGCAAAUGGGUAUUCUCUAUGAUGGAUAUGUACCAAAAUUAUGAUGUAAUAUUAGGCAUUUAUAAUGUUAUCCACCUCGCAUAACAGUCCUUUUCUUUGAAUGAUUAUCAGAUGGGUUUUUUUAUUUUUUAUUUAAAUUUUUUUUCUUGGAACACCUCUCUAUAUAGGAUGAACAGUUUUCAUGCACAUCCUGAAAAUAUGAGCUAAGGAGGUAAAAUAAUUCUUAAUACAGUACAUAUAUUUUUUUAUGAUGAAUGGAAACAAAAUAUUUCUUAUAUAGUGUGUACUUCUUAACAUCAAUUUGCAACCAGUAUUGUUUCCAUUGAGUUUAGUUAUUAUUAAAAAAAAUUUUGUUUUGUAGACAGUUGAAGGUUAGUAAAUCACCUUGACCUUAGUUUAGUAAUCAGUGGAUUUUUUUCUUUUAUAUUCUGUCCCUCCAAUUAUUCUGUAUGGAGACACACAAAUAGAUGAAUAGCUCAUUUAAUUAAUCUUUAGAGGAGAUACUGAUUUUUAUGGCUUUUGACACAGGGUUGGUCCAUCUUGAUUGAAAAAUAAAGUAGCCAAAUUUAUAUAUACUAUAUAUAUAUAUUAGAGAUUGUUCUUCAUGCUUUAAACUGUCUUAUCCAUUUUAGGUCUUACAGUGGUCUUACAGUAUGACCCUUCCUUUACUAGGAUCAGAAUCUUUAUGGGUAUUUUUUUUCUUUCUCAAGUUUUUGAAUGAUGAUUUUUUUCCUUUUUCUUUUCAGGCUACAUAUCUACAUUUAGUGUAAUUUUUAAAUAAAAAGUGUUUCAUGUUUCAAUUGAAACAAACAGAACCGUCAGACUAUAUGUAUGAAAUGCAAAAAGUGACCUAGGUAGUCAUUAGAUUUGUCAGUAACAUUGAGUAGUUGUUGACAACAUUUGUACUGAGUAUGCAGCAGUGUUCUUGAUUUGAUGGGUAUUAUAAGUUUUCUAUUUUUUUUUAUACUCCUGUUUGAGAGGUAAUUGUAUUAUACAGAGUGGGUGUUAUAAACUUUUUGUUUGUUAAGAAUUUUCUGUGAUAAUGAAUAAUAAGGCAAAAAAAAAGAAAAAAAGAAAACGGUGAUACUGAAGCAAGGGAUCUUUGUGCUCAUCUAUCUUUUUUCUCAUGUUUUAUUAUUUAAAUGGUCUCAAUGGUUUAUAGAACCAUUUCUCUAUACAGUAUUUAGUUAAUUCACAGGGAAAACUCUGAGGUUUUCUUCAUGUAAAACUGAUGCAGGUGUGGUAUAUUCUAAUAAACAGUUUUACGAUUUUAGCAUUGCCAGGUAAUGUAAUGAGAAAAGUUGGUUGUCUUAAGAAAUAUAAAAUUACAGAAUAAAUUUCAUAGAGUACAGUAGUCGAGUCAUGCAGUUAUGCAAUGUAUAAUGUCUUCUAAUAAACUGCUAAUUUUAAGGAUUCACUGCAGUUAUAAAACUUAAUAUUCAUUUUACAAGAAUAAUAUCCAAAUCUGGAUUAGAAUUUAAGCAAAACCUGUGAAUGAAUGUCAAUUUCAGGAGUUUUUAAGUUUGCUCUGUCUCGAACCAUUGGCAAUGUCUCAAAAUAGUAAAUGUCAAAGAUUUUUACAUGAACAGUCCAUUUCUAACUCCGGAAACCUGCCAUUUGCAUAUUUCAUAUUAGAUUCAUAAUAAGUUAGUGCUUGAAAUUUAUUAGAAAAUAAAGUAUAAAAUUAAAAAAAAAGAGAGAGAGAGAAAUGGAUGGGUUAUAAGGAAGUGAUACAUAUGUUGAUGUCUAUUAUGUCUUGUUUUUUCAGUGAUAUUCCACAAUCUUACCAAAUGGUGUUCAGUCAUAAAGUCUUCAAAGGAAGGAAAUUAAGUCCCCUCAGACAUUAAGCACAAGUUUUAUGUAGAUUCCAAGACUAGUUGAGGUAGUCAGUUAUAGUAGACUGAGCAUGGAAACAUAACCUGUAAUUGCAGUUUAGGAUUAUAGGCCUUAAAUCUGUUGUGAAUAAAGCCUACUUAGAAAAUGUUGUAUGUAUUAGAGUUGUUGACAUUUAUUUCAUUGUAGACGAGGGCAGCCAGAGUUGACUUAAUGUAUUGUUGGUUAUUCUAUUUGUAAAUAUUUGUAUAUAUAUACAGUUAUGUAUAUAAUGUAAAUUACAUAAAAAUCAAAUCGAGGGAUGUAUGGUUAUUUAACUAUCAUUACUAUUAUAAUGUUAUAGAUUCAAAACUGGUUACUUUUCAUACAAUAAACGAGUAAAAGAA
Molecule: messenger RNA, 16245 nt
Organism: Macrobrachium nipponense
Lineage: Eukaryota; Metazoa; Arthropoda; Malacostraca; Decapoda; Palaemonidae
Gene: pcx
Product: pecanex-like protein 1
Biological process (GO): endoplasmic reticulum organization
Cellular component (GO): endoplasmic reticulum; membrane
Source: RefSeq, a predicted model, not a curated record